UCUAGUGAUAAAAAGAAACAUAAUCCACUUUUGCCAAAUCAUCAUCAUCAUCAUCAUCAUCUUGACUCCUCAAACAAAUUGAGGUUAUGUUUGAUAUCGUUGUGUGACCCUGGCCCUGUGAUAAAUUAAAAAUCGACCCGCAAGUAUAUAAUAGAAAAAUCACCCGAUGUUCUCAGGCAUUUCAGUAUUAACUUCAGCAUUAAAGCGAGUAUUAAAAAUGACCCCGAACGUGGUAUUCGUAUUGGGCGGCCCCGGAGCUGGCAAAGGCACCCAAUGCUUGAAAAUAGUAGAAAAUUUCGGAUAUGUGCACCUUUCUGCUGGCGAUCUUUUGCGAGAGGAACGCAACAAACCAGGCUCCCCUUAUGGAGAACUAAUAGAAACUUACAUCAAAGAAGGUAAAAUUGUACCAGUUGAAAUAACGUGUAGCCUACUAGAGCGUGCCAUGAAAGAAUCAGGCAAAGACAACUUUUUAAUUGAUGGUUUUCCACGUAAUCAAAACAAUUUGGACGGCUGGAACAAGGCAAUGGCAAAUAAAGUCAAUUUACAGUUUGUCCUGUUUUUCGAUUGUCCUUUAGAAACUUGUAGCGAGAGGAUUUUGAAAAGGGGGGCAACAAGUGGACGUGUAGAUGACAAUGCUGAAAGUCUUAAAAAGCGUUUCAAUACGUAUGCGUCUGAGACAAAACCUAUUAUAGAUCAUUAUGCCAAACAGAAUUUAGUAAGGACCAUUGAUGCAACCAAAUCAGAAGAGGAAGUUUAUCAGGAAGUUGAAAAGUUGUUCCAGCAGCAAGGCUCAGGAGAUAAUUGUAAAAUCUAAUUAAUAGUUUUUAAGCAUUAAAAAUUAAAACUACCACAUUAUUGUUUUUGUGAUUGUAAUUUAAGUUAAUUUAAGCCUAAUAAUUGUUUUGUCCUUGAUUGAUUGACUUUUUUUUCUAAUUAAGUUAUACAUAAUUGAUUUUUAAAUUAUAUACACACAUUUGUAAUAGAAUUAGUAAACGUGUCACAAUAAAUCUGGUGUACUGCCACCCAAGUAAACCUUUAAAUCUUCAAUAGUUGAUUUUACAAGCUUUGCCUUAACAAACUCUGAAUUUAAUCUUUUGUGUGCCUCAUAUCUGUGACAGCCUCCAAAAGAAUAGUAAUAGUUGCCCCCAUUUUUUCCAAUAAUCCAUAGCACAUCAAUUGGAGGGACUUCGUCGGUUGAGUUUGAAAUUGUUUCCAUUAAAGAUUUCACUUUUUCUUCGUCCAAAAUCGGAGGAAUCGGUCUUAUGAUUGCGCUCAAAGGCAUUUCGUGCACUUCUGAUAUGUUUCCGGCAUGAAUACUAGACAUUUUAUAAUUCACUAUUCGGUUGAUUAUCUUUUAAUCAAUGA
This is a messenger RNA of Ceutorhynchus assimilis (cabbage seed weevil), 1365 nucleotides long. The record is from the annotation of a GenBank genome assembly. NCBI's taxonomy places the organism in Eukaryota, Metazoa, Arthropoda, Insecta, Coleoptera, Curculionidae.